AUGAAUAUCGGGGGGAAUAACAUUCCCCAGGGGCCCGUAACCAGCCGGACAAAGGUUUCUGCGACAACAAAAGGACAAACCCGAGGCCGGGCAUCUGAGGACAUCCUCGCAUUCAGCGAAGAAGACUUCAAGACUUUGUCUCGUCCACACAACGAUGCGCUGCUAAUCUUGUUUCUCUUAAAUAACAUCCAAAUUAAACGUGUACACGUGGAUCCAGGUAUCUUGGCCAACGUAGUUAGAUCAACGGUGGUAGAACAGCUCGAAUUGCUCGAUCGGGUCAUACCUACCUCCCGAAUCCUCAACGGCUUCAAUAUGGCCGACGAAGAAACAGAAGGAGAAAUCACCCUCCCGGUUAACGUAUCCGAUGUAGUUCAAGAUACUAGGAUCCAUAUAAUUAAAGGUGACACAAGGUACAAUUCCUUGCUCGGUAGACCAUGGAUACACAACAUGAAGGCGGUACCAUCGACCAUGCAUCAUAUGAUAAAGUUUCCAACAAAGGACAGAAUAAAGACAAUAUACGGAGAGCUACAUGCAAUAAAGGAAACGUUCGCGGUCCGUAAAGAGGUACCAAAUUCUGUACACUCCUCCUCAGAAGAGUCGGAAAGCCAACCAAACCCCAAGGAUGAUGAAGAGGAUUUCCUCGCCCCAGAACCUUCAUUGCCCCAGAAGAGUUGGAUGCAACGAAGUCGACUAUCGAAGAGCUGGAGCAAGCCGUAUUGGUCGAGCAUCUCCUAG
Nicotiana attenuata is the source of this 735-nucleotide messenger RNA. RefSeq lists its product as uncharacterized. Bases 1 to 735 code for a protein of 244 amino acids. The record is from RefSeq and is a predicted model, not a curated record. The transcript has a single exon. Lineage: Eukaryota; Viridiplantae; Streptophyta; Magnoliopsida; Solanales; Solanaceae.